This is a messenger RNA of Symsagittifera roscoffensis, 909 nucleotides long. RefSeq lists its product as uncharacterized. The coding region runs from base 1 to 909 and encodes 302 amino acids. The record is from RefSeq and is a predicted model, not a curated record. The transcript has a single exon. Lineage: Eukaryota; Metazoa; Xenacoelomorpha; Acoela; Convolutidae.
AUGACAAUUCCAAAUCUCGAGCUUCAAGCCGCCACUAACGGAGCUAAACUGUCUCGUUUCAUCAAAGAACAACAUGACAUACGAAUCGACAGUACGACACUAUGGACAGAUAGUACAACAGUUCUUCAUUGGAUAAACUCGCCGAAUCAACGACGCCGGAUCUUCAUUGCCAACCGCCUGAAUUUCAUCAUGGACUCAACAUCUCCACUGGACUGGAGAUACGUGCCCAGCAAAGACAACCCUGCAGACGACGGAACACGUGGUUACAAAGCAUGUGACAUGACUACCGAUUCACGAUGGAGCAAAGGACCAGACUUCUUGUUAAGACCAUCAUCAGAUUGGCCUAAUCACCCGCCACCGCCAACACAACCUACAGCCGAUAUUCAUCUGACAGACAACGACCCACAACCGCCAACAUCAGUAAUCGACUUCAACCGAUUUAGCACUUGGACAAGAGCACUCAGAGUUACUUCAUAUGUUCUUCUCUUCGCAGAAAACAUCAAAAGGAAGACACGCCAGAGCCUCUCACUUCAACACCUCACCUUAGGAUUCGCAUGGAUCAAUAAACACUCACAGAAUCAAUCAUUCCCCAAGGAAAUAGCAUGCCUGACAAAGAAAUCUGACAUUCCACCCCGCAGCCCUCUGCAAACUCUUUGCCCCUUCAUCGACGAUCACGGAUACUUACGUGCCAAAGGACGACUACAGAAAGCCCCGUUUCUACUUUGCAGUCGACAUCCAGUCAUUCUGAACGCAGAAAACUACCCAAUACAACUCUUCAUGAAGCAAACACACGAAAUAAAUUCCCAUUGUGGAAUGGAACACACCCGAAGCAUUCUUCAGCAGGACUUUUGGAUCAUAAGAUCACGCAAGCAUCUGAAGAAAACUAUUCGACAAUGCAUACCUUGCUGA